Molecule: messenger RNA, 1899 nt
Organism: Capra hircus (goat)
Lineage: Eukaryota; Metazoa; Chordata; Mammalia; Artiodactyla; Bovidae
Product: general transcription factor IIH subunit 2
Exons: 16
Coding region: 65-1252 (395 amino acids)
Biological process (GO): DNA-templated transcription; regulation of transcription by RNA polymerase II; nucleotide-excision repair
Cellular component (GO): transcription factor TFIIH core complex; transcription factor TFIIH holo complex
Molecular function (GO): zinc ion binding
Source: RefSeq, a predicted model, not a curated record
GGAGCACUUCGAGCGGAUUGAGCAGAACUUCCGGCAGAACAGAGCUCGGCGGGACAGGAACAAAAUGGAUGAAGAGCCUGAAAGAACUAAGCGAUGGGAAGGAGGCUAUGAAAGAACAUGGGAGAUUCUUAAAGAAGAUGAAUCAGGAUCACUUAAAGCUACAAUUGAAGACAUUCUCUUCAAAGCGAAGAGAAAAAGGGUAUUUGAGCACCAUGGACAAGUUCGACUUGGAAUGAUGCGCCAUCUAUAUGUGGUAGUAGAUGGAUCGAGAACAAUGGAAGACCAAGAUUUAAAGCCAAAUAGACUGACAUGUACAUUAAAGUUGCUGGAAUACUUUGUAGAGGAAUAUUUUGAUCAAAAUCCUAUUAGUCAGAUUGGAAUAAUUGUAACAAAGAGUAAAAGAGCUGAAAAACUGACUGAACUCUCAGGAAACCCACGGAAACAUAUAACAUCUUUGAAGAAAGCUGUAGAUAUGACUUGCCAUGGAGAACCAUCUCUUUAUAACUCCUUAAGCAUGGCUAUGCAGACUCUAAAACACAUGCCCGGACAUACAAGUAGAGAAGUCCUAAUCAUCUUUAGCAGCCUCACAACCUGUGAUCCCUCUAACAUCUAUGAUUUAAUUAAGACCCUAAAGGCGGCUAAAGUCAGAGUGUCUAUUAUUGGAUUGUCUGCAGAGGUUCGAGUAUGCACUGCGCUUGCUCGUGAAACUGGUGGCACGUACCAUGUUAUUUUAGAUGAAAGCCAUUACAAAGAAUUGUUAACACAUCAUGUUAGUCCUCCUCCUGCUAGCUCAAAUUCUGAAUGCUCACUUAUUCGAAUGGGAUUUCCUCAGCAUACCAUUGCUUCUCUGUCUGACCAAGAUGCAAAACCCUCUUUCAGCAUGGCGCAUCUGGAUAGCAACACUGAGCCAGGACUUACAUUAGGAGGCUAUUUCUGCCCACAGUGUCGGGCAAAGUACUGUGAGCUUCCUGUUGAAUGUAAAAUCUGUGGUCUUACUUUGGUGUCUGCUCCCCACUUAGCACGGUCUUACCAUCAUUUAUUUCCUUUGGAUGCUUUUCAAGAAAUUUCCCUAGAAGAACAUAAUGGAGAAAGGUUUUGUUAUGCCUGUCAGGGGGAAUUGAAAGACCAACAUGUCUAUGUUUGCAGUGUGUGCCAGAAUGUGUUCUGUGUGGACUGUGAUGUUUUUGUUCAUGACUCUCUUCAUUGUUGUCCUGGCUGUAUUCAUAAGAUUCCAGUUCCUUCGGGUAUUUGAUUCCAGCAUGUAAUACACAUUGAAUGAGUCAAAAAGAAAUUUGCAACUGUAAAUAAAAUGAUUCUUUAGUAGAAACUCCAGUUAAAAUAUCAAGAACAGUUUGAAAGGAAAAUCUGGUUUCAGAAACCUGUUGCUUUAAAGCGUCCUCUAUAAUGAUUGGUUAAGUUUUCACUUAAUGGAGUCUAUCUAAUACCACCAUUUUGGUGGUUUGUUAUCUGAUUUACCUUAUAGUUCAGGUUAAUGAAUUAUCCUUGUUAGCCUCACUAAGGUUCAUACCCAAGGACUGUUUAACUUAAUCCUCCUCAACUUUCCUACUCUAGGUCAUCGGAAGAAUAUAGGUGAGAAUGUAUGAUGAGGUCUGUGUUUCAGGUUCAAUGAAGGUGUACUGCUGUAGGCAGAAAGGCAGAACUCUUUUUAGGGUGUACCCUUCUGAGAGUGAAUCAAAUUUCCAUAGCAAAGUAAGUGUAUUUUACAUUUACAAACUUUGGUCAUUCUAGAUUGAGUUUCAUUAUGAUAUUCAUGAUUUUAUAAAUAAUAAGUCUUAGUGAAGAACAUUAUCAGUAAAUACAGGGUAAUCCCAUCCUGAAGAGUCUAUUCAGUAAGUCUUGGGGGGAGCCCAGGAAUAUGCUUUUUUUUUUUUUCAGUUA